This is a messenger RNA of Setaria italica (foxtail millet), 2004 nucleotides long. RefSeq names its product cytochrome P450 89A2. The record is from RefSeq and is a predicted model, not a curated record. NCBI's taxonomy places the organism in Eukaryota, Viridiplantae, Streptophyta, Magnoliopsida, Poales, Poaceae. Bases 138 to 1736 code for a protein of 532 amino acids. Gene Ontology annotation, cellular component: membrane. The transcript has a single exon. Gene Ontology annotation, molecular function: heme binding; iron ion binding; oxidoreductase activity, acting on paired donors, with incorporation or reduction of molecular oxygen, NAD(P)H as one donor, and incorporation of one atom of oxygen.
GUUAGCAGUGAUGAUUAAGUGUUGAGACCGAGCACAGAGCACUUGCGUCAUGUGCAGCAGACCUGCAACAAAUCCUUGAGAUGCUCACGCAUGCUAUUAACUAUUGUAAGCAUGUGUAACUCGCAGAAGAUAAUAAAAUGUUGCGACUGAAAGCUGCUCAGUUCCUUCGUCCACCUUCAGCCAUGGAAGACUGGCUCUACCACUCCCUCUCCAUCACCUUCUGCCUUGCCGUCUCCCUCCUCCUCUCUUCCCUCCGGCCAGUCACCGGAAAGCCGCCGCUCCCGCCCGGUCCUCCACUGCUAUCACUGAUUGGUCCGCUCAUCUUCCUUGGCCGGACCAACUUCAGCAUCGAGCGGAUCAUCAGCGCCGCCCGGUCCCGGUACGGCCCGGUCUUCACCCUCUACCUGCUCCCGUCUCGCCCGGCCAUCUUCGUCGCCGACCAUGCCGUGGCGCACCGUGCCCUGGUACAGCGUGGCGCGGCGUUCGCCGACAGGCCGCCGGCCAACCUCCCGUCCCGGAUUUUCUCCAGCAACCAGCACAACAUCACCUCCGGCGCGUAUGGCCCGCUCUGGCUCGUGCUCCGGCGCAACCUCACCGGCAAGGUGUUCCAGCCGUCGCGCCUACGCCGGUUCGCCGGUGCUCGCCGGCGCGCCGUGGCGGGGCUCGUCGCCGGCGUCACUCGGCAAAUGAGCGCCGACGGGGUAGUUGUCGUCGAGGGGCUCUUGCACCGGGCCAUGUUCCGCGUGCUCACCAGCAUGUGCUUCGGCGAGGGACUCGCCGCCGACGGCGUCGUCGCGUCCGUCGAGGCGCUGCAGAGGGAGUUCUUGACGUCGGCCAUCGGCUUCCAGGUGUUCGGCGUGUGCCCCGCGGUCACCAAGCUCGUGUUCCGGCGCCGGUGGAAGAGGAUGCUGUCUCUCCGGCACCGGCAGGAGGAGCUGUUAGUCCCUCUCAUACGAGCGUGCCGAGCGCAACGCGACACCGCCGUCGCCGGCGACAGCGCCGCCGUUGACUCCUACGUUGACUCUCUCCUCGGCCUCCGAAUCCCCGAAGACGGAGGAACCCGGAAUCUCACUGAUGGCGAGAUGGUGAGCUUGUGCUCCGAGUUCCUGGUCGCCGGCACCGACUCCACGGCGGCGGUGGUGCAGUGGAUCAUGGCGAACCUCGUGGCGCAGCCGGAGAUCCAAGGAAGGCUCCGGGCUGAGAUACGCCAGGUCGCCGGCGCGAGUAUCCAAGAAGAGCACCUGCCGCGGAUGCCGUUCCUCCGCGCCGUCGUGCUGGAGGGGCUCCGGCGCCACCCGCCGGGCCACUUCGUGCUGCCGCACGCGGCGACAGAGACCGACGGCGGCGGCGUGACGCUCGAGGGCUUCAGCGUGCCGAGACACACGUCGGUGAACUUCACGGUGGCCGGGAUGGGGCUGGACGAGGCGGUGUGGCCGGACGCGCGGCGGUUCCGGCCGGAGCGGUUCCUCCCCGGCGGCGAGGGCGCGGACGUCGACCUCACCGGCGGUAAGGAGAUCAAGAUGAUGCCGUUCGGCGCCGGGCGGCGGAUCUGCCCGGGGAUGGCGCUGGCGCUGCUACACCUGGAGUUCGUCGUGGCCAACCUCGUCGCCGAGUUCGAAUGGCGAGAGGUGGCCGGCGAGCCGGUGGAAUUCGCCGAGAAGCAGGAGCUGUCCGUCGUGAUGCGGCGGCCGCUCCGUGCCAGCGUCGUCCGGUGCACAAGGAAUGAAAGAACGUGAGCUGCUGAGCCAACCUGACACAGUUCAUUGAAAAUAUUUCUGCUACCUGCUUGUUUGCUUGUUUACUGUACAUGGGUUUUUGACUCUGAAGAUGCAAGAGCUUUGGAAACUGCAAAGAGACCAAUUUGAAAGAUGGACACAAGCUCAUAGCUGAAGGUUGGCAUGUAAUUCAUACAUGAACGGUGUGUUUGUAACUUCUAAGACUGAAUCCAAGGAUCAGUAUUUCCUGUUUUCAUCGGAGCAACUGGUGACUAAAAGAGCUUUUCAA